UCUAUGCUCCUUGGUUAGACGCAUUUGAGCCGCUCUUGUUUCAUCAGCUUCGUCUUCAGAUACGAGAACUUUCCGAAGGCAGCUGAUGAAGCCCCAAUGACGUGUUUCAAUGAAAGUCGGACAUUCAGUGAACUGGGACGAUCAGCGUCUUUAAUAGACACAACAGACCGACUUUUGUGCUAAUAUGAGCAGUGUCCCGCCAAGUCUAACUAAACCCGAAAGGAUCCCACACGUACUGUUGUCACAACGCUACCUUCACUGCAAUCCACAUCAACUCAAGAAGAAGGGCAGGCUGAAUCGGCAACUUGUCCUGGGAAGAAUCUGUUGGAGACUGAUGACUUAGAAAUCAAAAUAUCAUCUGAAGAAGAUAUGAGAUUCUUGUUUUCCGUUGAGCGCUUGUCGUCCAGCGGAUGACUGCCGAAACAUAUGUGCACAGUCAUUUGCAUAUUCGUGACGAGAUAAAUGCGACAGUAACGCCUAUGAGUGACGAGAAUGACAACGAGAAGCAUAAAUGACUCAAUGACGAAGUUGUCACUGGCUGUUGUACAAAUAUUAGCGGACAACAUUGUCAGAAAAACGUCAAAAACAUGACCGCAGUGUCGCAGAAUGACAGUGGAAAUGAGACACAGAGCACUAAAAUCCACAAAACUCUGCAAAGACAGGUUUCUUCUUCCGAGACCGUCGAAAAUGUAUCGUUAAACCCUUCUGAUGUUCAGCGCCUUGAGUUCCAGUCCGAAGACUCGCAGAAACAAGAAACAAGCCAGGAUAACAGUGCCUUCAAGGUCUUCGACAAUCCACAAACCGACCAAGACGUGCACCCGGUGCCUACUCUACAAAUCACAGAUGGAGUCCCGACGCUUACCACUGAAAACGAAGCCAAUGUUGACACUAACGUAAUGUUAUCCUCUUGUGAGCUUCUGAUCCGACCUAGGCAUCGUAGACCCAAACCGGGUCGGCUUGCUAAAGCCAGCAGAAUCUAUAGAGCUGAGCUACAGGCAUAUUUAGACAAACAGCAGCAGAAAGAGGAGGAAAAACAGCAACAGCAGCAAAGAUGGCAAAGAUAUGGCGGCUACAGGUUUACAAAAAGUCGGCUAAGCCAACCCGGUGAAAAAUCCGGUGAAGCAAAGCCUAAGAAAGCUUCCUUGCAUGAGGUGAAAAUGCUCCACGAAAAUAAGUCUGGUGGCUUGGAGAUACCCACAGUGAAACAGCAGACAUCUUCGCUUUCAAGCGACUCCAAACGGCUACAAGACGACAGUACAUUUUUGUCCAAAAGGUACAACAAGUGCUUGCAGCAACUGACUUCUGACACUUCACUACCACUCCCGACAAAACGCAAGGCCGACCUUCUAGCAGGUAGCACUACGAAUACUCGACCACAAAGCUCUAACCAUGACAAUAGCGCUUUUCAGUCAGAAAUUCAGUCUAUGCACAGCUACCAAACUCUUGAAACAGUUGACAGUGUUAACAUAGCCUCCCCAGCUAAAGGCAAAUCCUACCUACAAUUGAAUACGCAAAGCUUUGACCAUGGAAAUAGCACGUUUCAGUCAGAAAAUCAGUCUAACAUACAGUCUAUGCACGGCUACAACACUCCUGAACCAGUUCACAGUGUUAACAACGCUUCUCCAACAAAAAGCAAGUCCUACCUUCAAUUGAAUAUCCCCCAAAAGCCCAAACGAAGCCGACUUGCGGAGGCAAGUAGAGUUUACAGGGCAGAGCUUGAAGCCUACUUGUUAGAGCAACAGACGAGAGAAAGCGAUGUAAACAAAGCAGCGACACAUGCAUAGGGAGACUAUAUAGCUGUUUGUGGCCAGACAAGUUGCCUAGAUCUAAUACAAAACUUUCCGGGAAAAUGUUGCCCAAUGUAUAGAUAUGGCAUUCAUUAAAAACUCAGUGAUAGUUGUUACCGUUGUUUUGAUGAAAUGUUACCUUUUUGAACGCCAUGUAGGGAGAUGUCUCUCUUUUUUGUGUUUACAAUGUUUUGUGAAUAUCAUGGGAGGCAUCGUCGCUUUUGUAUUUGUAUUUGCAAAAUAUGCAUUUUUGUAUUCUGUAUUUGCAAAAUAUGGGACCCAACGUAACAGAAUUUUCGAUGCGGCAUUUAUACAAUGUAUUUUGAUGAGAAGCGUCCUUGCUUUUCAUUUGUUUGAUAAUAUAGGGCCCAACGUUACAAUGUUUUCGAUGCUGCAAGAAUUUAAAGGAUGUAUUAAUGAUGAAAAUAAAACACCCCGGAUAUGCCGAAAUGCCC
This is a messenger RNA of Branchiostoma floridae (Florida lancelet), 2242 nucleotides long. RefSeq lists its product as uncharacterized. Bases 588 to 1784 code for a protein of 398 amino acids. Lineage: Eukaryota; Metazoa; Chordata; Leptocardii; Amphioxiformes; Branchiostomatidae. The record is from RefSeq and is a predicted model, not a curated record. The transcript is spliced from 2 exons.